AUGUCUUCCAGCGCCAUGCCUGCCUGCCACGGUCACAACGAGGCCUGCUGCAACAUCCCUCCCGUUGUGGCCUCGGGAUAUGCUGCUAAAGGCUCGUAUGAGCAAUUGGGAAGUCUGAAGACCUACGUCACCGGUCCGGCAACCGCCACGAAAGGCAUCAUCUCGGUUUACGACAUCUUUGGCUACGCGGACCAGACAGUUCAAGGAGCCGAUAUACUGGCUUAUGGCGACGAGAGCCAUCAGUACAAGGUCUUCAUGCCUGACUGGUUCAAGGGAAACCCCUGCCCGGUUGAAUGGUUUCCGCCGGACACUGAGGAGAAGCAGAAGAACGUGGGGGCGUUCUUCAGCAACCCGGACAACGCGCCCCAAGCCAUCGCUGCAGCGCUACCCGAAUAUGUAAAGGCGCUAGAACUGGCCAAUCCGUCCAUCAAGUCUUGGGGACUGAUCGGGUACUGCUGGGGGGGCAAGAUUGCCGCGCUGGCCACCUCCAGUGCUUCGAACCCUUUCAAGAUCGCCGCGUCUCCGCACCCUGCCAUGGUUGACCCUGCGGAUGCAAAGGGUAUCACAGUGCCGUUCGCGCUAUUGGCGUCUGCAGAAGAGCCGGUAGAGACGGUGAAGGAGUUUGAGGGCAACCUCGCUGUGCCACACCAUGUUGAGACGUUUGGUGACCAAGUGCAUGGGUUCAUGGCUGCACGGGCUGACUUGGCUGAUCCCCGUGUGGAGGAAGAGUACACACGUGGUUACAAAGCCGUUCUUGAGUUUUUUGGCAAGCACUGGCAGUAA
Chaetomium fimeti is the source of this 783-nucleotide messenger RNA. Its product is annotated as Alpha/Beta hydrolase protein. The coding region runs from base 1 to 783 and encodes 260 amino acids. The record is from RefSeq and is a predicted model, not a curated record. Gene Ontology annotation, molecular function: hydrolase activity. Lineage: Eukaryota; Fungi; Ascomycota; Sordariomycetes; Sordariales; Chaetomiaceae. The transcript has 4 exons.